Messenger RNA from Magallana angulata, 2460 nucleotides. RefSeq names its product double-stranded RNA-specific adenosine deaminase-like. The transcript is spliced from 14 exons. Lineage: Eukaryota; Metazoa; Mollusca; Bivalvia; Ostreida; Ostreidae. Gene Ontology annotation, molecular function: double-stranded RNA adenosine deaminase activity; tRNA-specific adenosine deaminase activity; double-stranded RNA binding. Bases 92 to 2074 code for a protein of 660 amino acids. Gene Ontology annotation, cellular component: nucleolus; cytoplasm. Gene Ontology annotation, biological process: RNA processing; adenosine to inosine editing. The record is from RefSeq and is a predicted model, not a curated record.
GUAAGUUCAAGUUGGUUGAAGUUGGAAAGUCACAAGGAACAAGGAAUAAAAAGUUGAUGAUCAUCAGGUCGUGGAAAUAAAAACGAAAGUAAUGCAAGCUAACGGAGGUUUGCAGAAGAACGCCAUUAGUGCGUUCAUGGAAUAUGGCCAGAAGAUCGGAAAGAAACCAACGCUUGAAUGUCAAGCGAAGAAAGGUGGUCCGCUAUUAUCCGGAAACCCAAUGUUUGUAGCGUACGCGCGCCUUGGAGACAGCCUCAUCUGUCAGGCGGAAGGUCCGAACAAGAAAGAGGCCCAGACCAAGGCAGCAGACAAGGCCCUGAGACUGGAGACCGCCGCCGCCAGCCAGGGCUCUAGAGAUGCUGAGGAGACGUUGGCUAUUCCGGAUAAAGACCCAGUGAGUGCUUUAAUGGAGCAUGCGCAGUCUCGGGGACUCACAGCAACGAUCGAGCAAGCUCCACAAACUGGACCGUCACACUGUCCCACUUUCCGGAUGUAUGCUAAGCUUGGUGAUCGAAAGUUCCGGAUGAUUGAACACGGAAACAAAAAGGAGGGUCGCAAAAAGGCUGCAAACAUCGCACUUUUACAGCUUCAGAGAGAAGGGAAAAUACCAAAACCAAAGUUACGAAGUUCUAGAGGAGCCAGUGGCAGCAGUCCAAGGUGCGACGACUUCAGUGACAUCUGCCCUCCUGGAAGAAAUCCUCUUCAGAUGUUUAACGAGCAUGCGCAGUCCCAGCACUUAACAUGUGAUGUCAUUGAAACGUCCCCACGCAGAGGACCGCCCCAUGAUCUAACGUUUUAUAUGGCUGCCUGUCUUGGUAAACAGAAAUUUAAAUCCGUCACUGGGAAAAAUUUAAAUGAGGCAAAAAAUCGCGCCACAGCGGAAGCUCUGAGACAUUUAAAGAAAAUGGGGAAAUACGAGCUGAAGUCUUCACAGAGAACAACUGAAGAGAUGCCGCACACGAUACAGACUUGGGACGAUAGGAUAGCCGUGGAGACAUUGACGAAAUUUAGAAACUUGGUGGCUACAGAAAACGAGGACUUGUCUGGGCGGAAGGUUCUGGCCGCCAUCUUGUUAUACGAUAAUGAUGAGGAUGAGCUCACGGUGGUCAGUUUAGGGACAGGAAACCGCUGUAUCACGGGAGACCAUCUUUGUGUAGAAGGCACCGUCCUGAACGAUUCUCAUGCCGAAAUCAUCGCUAAAAGAGGCUUUAAAAGGUACAUGUGCGAAGAAAUAUCUCGCGCUCAAACCCGAAGAGGCAGUAAGAUACUGAUGCAAACUUCCUCCGGGACUCUAAAGGUUAUGUCUCAUCUGUCCUUCCAUCUCUAUAUCUCCACGGCCCCGUGUGGUGAUGGGGCAGUCUUUACGCGUGCAGACCCCGAAGAUACUGGAAGAAAUCAUGCUCCAAUAAUCAGAAACCGGCAACAUGGUCUUCUCAGAUCAAAAGUUGAGAACGGUGAGGGGACGAUACCUACAGACGACAUCCCCCAGACACUUGACGGCAUCCGUCGCGGACAGCGCCUGCGCACUAUGUCGUGUAGUGACAAGAUCUGUCGUUGGAACGUUCUUGGAUUACAGGGGGCGCUUUUGUCGCAGUUUUUGGAACCAAUUUAUCUUUCUUCUAUCACACUUGGUAUGUUAUUCAAUGACGGGCACAUGUCACGUGCGAUGUGUUGCCGUGUAGAUCGUGACAGCCGGCCUCUGACCGGUCUACCCCAGGAAUACAGGGCCCAGCACCCAAAACUUGGCUGUGUUACCCGGGUUACCGACACUCGUUCUGUGGACAAAUCCAGCCCAAUCAGCGUCAACUGGAACAUGGCGGAUAACAGUGUAGAAGUGACAGACGGGACACGCGGGAUGACGACACGAAAUACACCAUCCCGUCUCUGCAAAAGGUCGCUGUUUUUAUCCUACUCUCGGAUUGAGCAAAAUAUUGGUCACAGGACCUAUCGAGAAACAAAAGACAUGGCAACGGAAUACUCAGCUGCAAAGGGAGUGUUCGAAUCGGUUAUGGAUGAAAACGGGUACGGUCAUUGGGUCAGAAAACCCCUGGAAGUGGACAUGUUCCAUUUAUAAACUAGGAUUGCUUUACCGACAUUGUAUUAAUUCAUUUAUGAUCAAAUAAAACAGCUCAAAACUUACGUGAUUUGAAAUAUGUGAUGCUGUUUAGGGACCGGCUGUGUGAAGCCUAUAGGUUCUGUUAGUUUACUUAGAAUACUGUAUUUUGCACGUUAUGAGCGAAGUAUACAAAUCAAAUGUCCAAUAGAUUUAUAUUUAAUUUUGUGAAAAUGUUUAAAUUUUCUUAUUGUUUAACAAGUUGCCUAUUUAUAUAAAAAUGCCUCUAAAUUAUCUAAUCUGUUUGUUUUCUUUUUAUCUCCUGACAUAUUCCUUUUUAUGACAUAUUUUACAAGCGUCUUCUUGGGGUUCCAAAACGUAUUCUAUAAUAAAAGUUAUUGUGGCUA